AUGCUUGUCCCAGGAGACAGUUCAGUAGCCCCCCCUGUAACCCCUGUAGACACCACAGGCACCCCCUGCGGCGGGACAGGAGUGGAAACCGAUUGGCCAAGUCCCCCCCCCGGGUCGAUGUGGAAGGCGCAAUCUUUGUGGGACUAAGAGCGUACCACUCAGCCCACAGUUGGCUAUCCACAGAAUUUGGCAGUGAAGGAGGAACUGCAGUAUUACAUUCCCAUGAAUUCAAGAAACCCCUUGCACUCCUAACUAAGCCCCCACCACUCCCAGCUACACCAGACAAGCAAGAAUACUCACACCGGAAUUUUAAAAUGGCUGAGGUAAGAAGGGAAAAUGCCCGCCUAUAUUUAGUCCCCUCUCCCCCCUUACCACACCCUUACCUAA
This is a messenger RNA of Pelobates cultripes (western spadefoot toad), 387 nucleotides long. Lineage: Eukaryota; Metazoa; Chordata; Amphibia; Anura; Pelobatidae. The record is from the annotation of a GenBank genome assembly.